AUGUACAUCAACUGGCCUCACUACUACAUCCCGAAAUUCAAUGGACUCUGCUCUUUUCUUGUGAAUCCAAUUUUCAUAUUCAUCAUUUUCGCAGAUAAAAGACUUCAACUUGGAAACUAUCGAUGCUUGCUAUUGUACUUUGCCAUUUUCAACAUGAUUUGCUCCGCCUGUGACAUUCUGGUGCCAGUGUGUGUUCAUGAUCACCGUUAUGCGUUCUCUGUGUUCACUUCUGAUGGGUUAUUCGAGAAAAGAAUCUGUAAUAACGUGACCGCUUACAGCAAUAAGUUUCUUGCUAAAUAUUUCCUACCGUACGGAAUGAUUGCAUCUAUUGUGUAUUGUCUGUUUCAUAUGGUUUAUUGGAUUGUGGCGUGUUUCUAUUUUAUUGGUGCGGAUCGAGAACGGAAGUUGUACAUGAGAGAGACAAUUCAAGAAGUUUAUGGGUUGGACUCUCUGGAUAUCAACAUGAUUAUCGCCCUUUACAGAGAAGGAAGCUAUGACGCUGUUCAAAAGUCUCUCAUCGGGGUAGUCUCCAUCACAUUUCUUUCCGUAGACUCCGUUAUAAUUUACUUCAUUCUCGGUCUACUUAUCAUGAAACGGCUAGGAAGUAACACUCUAAUCAUGAGCAAGAAGACGAAGAAAUUGCAGGCCCAACUCAUGAAAGCUCUCAUAGUUCAAUCAGUUAUCCCGACUGUUGUCAGUUUUGCACCUUGCAUUUUUUCAUGGUAUCAACCAGUUUUUGGGAUCGAGUUGGGACGAUCGGUCUACCACAGUGCUGCAAUUGCUGUUUCUGCAUUUCCAUUUCUCGAUCCCUUGGCCAUUUUAUUCUUCGUUCCUACUUUCCGACAAAGAUUCAAAGAAGAAAUUAGUAGAAUUCUUCUGUUGAGAAAUUUAACAAAACGUUGUAAUCCAACAGCUGAAACUGUUUCUUCUCGUGUACCCUGA
Molecule: messenger RNA, 942 nt
Organism: Caenorhabditis remanei
Lineage: Eukaryota; Metazoa; Nematoda; Chromadorea; Rhabditida; Rhabditidae
Exons: 6
Coding region: 1-942 (313 amino acids)
Source: RefSeq, a predicted model, not a curated record